AUGCGCCACUGGCUCUCGAAACAUCUGAAGGGCAGAGAACGAAGCGACAGCGCCGAUCGCGACGACGACAGCACAAAAGAACGAAGAGACGGCGAGUGGGGGUCGGGUCUCAUCACCGUGGCCCUGCUGCCCGACCUCGGGUCCACCACCAGCAGCUCUGCCCACAGCCUGCGGCACCAGCGCGCACGACACCCACGCGACGCCGCCGGCGACCGCGUGACCAGAGGCGGCGACGAUGGCGACGACGCCGAACUGCCCAAGGACCGGGCCUGGCGCAGUCGGGUGAAGCCGCUCGCGACCGACGAUCGGCGUAGGACCUCCGUGCAGCGGGCGGACAGCGACCUGCGCUCGCGGAUGGUGAGGAAUCCGUCGUUCGCGCGCAGCCGCUACGUGCUGACCAACACGGGCGCCUGGACGCGCGUGGCGCCGCCGGGGUCGCCGGGCGGCGGAAGGGCUCGAGACCUGCAGCGGAAGCGCACGCGGGACGGACUUGCGCGGCAGAGGAGCGCCGAGCGCGAUGCCUGCCCGCCGGGCCUGUUCCUCAUUCGUUAUCUCAAUCCGUGCGCGGCUGACCUGCUCGCCGGCGACAUGCGUUUGGUGGACGGACGGUGGGUGAAGAACGAAGAGGAGAGUGAGGUGUUGGAUCUGGGCGACGAAGAGGAGCUGCUGAAGUGGGCCGAAGACGAUGUCUACUACCAACCGCUGCCCAAGGAGUUUGACGUCGACGAAGAGCAGCUCCGGCUAUGGCGCGAGUGUGGGCGGAAACACGAGGAGACGCUGGGUGAGUGGGUGACGUGCGAACAAGACCCGCAGUACGUGCGACGCUUCAAAGAGGAGGGACUGCGACAGCUGUGGAUCGUGCGAGUGGUGGAUCGAGCCAACAGGCCACCGGCGGCCUGGGGCCGAUUUGGUGACGACGACGAAGAUGACGAGUCACGAUCAUCGCGACCCUCGGCCAUAGUCCAGCACCAGGGCGUCAUCUCGUUUGCUGCGGCCGAAAUGGAGGACACAGAUCUGGAGAUGGAAGACGAGGAAGACGACGGGUUCGAAGAUGGUCUGGAGAUACCGGAAGAGUUCGGACUCGUGGGAAAGCGAAGCAAGGAAGAGAACGAAGACGAAGAGGCAGCCAAGGGGACGGAGGACUCGUCAUCAUCGCCUGCGAAAGCAAAAUCGGAGGCGUCGGCGUUGGCGUCGGCGGGCCUCACCCUGCGACGCUUGACCGGCAACAACUUGGGCGGCCAGGCCACUCGACAGAUGGCGGGCGAGAGUGGGGGCCAAAACAAGAAGCGGAAGGACCACCGCGGCACCGUGAAAGACGACGGCGACGACAGUGACGACGAAGAUCACCACCACGGGCUCCCCACAGCGUUGAAUUGGCUGAUCGGAACGCUGCGCAAGGUCAUGGAGGACACAUCGCCCAGCCCACUGGUCCUGGAGACCUUCCUAGAAGAGGACCCUGACGCCGACUCCUCCGAUGAUAACUCUUCCUGGGACUAG
Acanthamoeba castellanii str. Neff is the source of this 1497-nucleotide messenger RNA. RefSeq lists its product as uncharacterized. Lineage: Eukaryota; Discosea; Longamoebia; Acanthamoebidae. The transcript is spliced from 8 exons. The record is from RefSeq and is a predicted model, not a curated record. The coding region runs from base 1 to 1497 and encodes 498 amino acids.